Kalmanozyma brasiliensis GHG001 is the source of this 2937-nucleotide messenger RNA. RefSeq names its product Clathrin/coatomer adaptor, adaptin-like, N-terminal. Lineage: Eukaryota; Fungi; Basidiomycota; Ustilaginomycetes; Ustilaginales. The coding region runs from base 1 to 2937 and encodes 978 amino acids. Gene Ontology annotation, biological process: clathrin-dependent endocytosis; intracellular protein transport. The transcript has a single exon. Gene Ontology annotation, molecular function: clathrin-cargo adaptor activity. Gene Ontology annotation, cellular component: membrane coat; AP-2 adaptor complex. The record is from RefSeq and is a predicted model, not a curated record.
AUGACGUCCAACUCCUCCUCCUCGAUGCGCGGUCUAACGCAGUACAUUGCCGACCUGCGCGCAUGUCGUGUCCGCGAGCUCGAAGAGCGCCGCAUCAACAAGGAGAUGGCGCACAUCCGUCAAAAGUUCAAGGACGGCCAGCUAGACGGCUACCAGAAGAAGAAGUACCUCUCCAAGAUCGUCUUCACCUACAUCCUAGGCUACCAGGUCGACAUUGGCCACAUGGAGGCGGUCAACCUCAUCUCGUCCAACAAGUACUCGGAGAAGCAGAUCGGGUAUCUGGCCAUCACGCUGCUCAUGCACGAGAACUCGGACAUCGUUCGCCUGGUGGUCAACUCGAUCCGCAAGGAUCUGGACGAGAUGAGCGAGGUGAACAACUGUCUGGCGCUGCAUGCCAUUGCCAACAUCGGUGGCACAGAGAUGGCGGAAGCAUUAGCGCCGGACGUGCAUCGACUGCUCAUCUCGCCAACGUCGAGGAGCUUCGUCAAGAAGAAAGCGGCAUUGACGCUACUCAGGUUGUACCGCAAGCAUCCGGAAGUGAUUCCGGCCGAGGAUUGGGCGUUGCGCAUCAUCGCCAUCAUGGACGACGACAACCUCGGUGUCGCUCUCGCUGUGACGAGUCUGGUGAUGGCCAUGGCGCAGGAUCACCCGGAAGCGUUCUCUAGCUCGUACCAAAAGGCGGUGCAUCGCAUGCAGAGGAUCGUCGUGGAGGGCGACUUCACUGCCGAGUACGUCUACUACAAGGUGCCCAUUCCAUGGCUGCAGGUCAAGCUGCUGCGCCUGCUUCAGUAUUAUCCGGCCCCGGACGACCCCAACAUCCGAAACAUCAUCGAGACCGUCCUCGAAACCAUCAUCACCAACUCGCAGGACAGCCCCAAGAACGUCCAGCACAACAAUGCGCAGAACGCCAUCUUGUUCGAGGCGAUCAACCUCGCCAUCCAGCUCGACACCGAGUCGGCCGUGGUUGCCAAAGCUGCAGUGUUACUGGGCAAGUUCAUUCUCUCACGCGAGACCAACGUCCGUUACCUCGGGUUGGACACGAUGGCACACCUCGCCGCCUGCGCUGAGAGCCUGGAACCUAUCAAGAUGCACACCAAUACCAUCAUCCUCUCACUCCGCGACAAGGACAUUUCCGUCCGGCGACGCGGCGUCGAUCUGCUCUACAGCAUGUGCGACGUCACCAACGCCAAAGUCAUCGUCUCCGAACUGCUCAAGUACAUGCAGAUCGCAGACUACGCGUUGCGCGAGGAGAUGGUGCUCAAGAUCGCCAUCCUCACGGAGAAGUUCGCGACCGAAUACACCUGGUAUGUCGACACGAUCCUCCAACUGCUCGGUGCGGCGGGCGACCACGUGAGCGACGAAGUGUGGUACCGCGUGAUCCAGAUCGUGGUCAACAACGAGGACGUCCAGUCGUAUGCGGCGACGAAAGUGCUCGAGCACCUGAAAUCCGCCACCUGCCACGAAAACAUGAUCAAGGUUGGCGGCUACAUUCUGGGCGAGUUCGGACAUCUGAUCGCCAACGAUCCCGGCGCAUCCCCCAUCGAGCAGUUCCACACGCUGCACUCGCGCUCCCACCUCUGCUCGCAAUCCACCCGCGCCUUGUUGCUAUCGACGUACGUCAAGUGGCUCAACCUGUUCCCCGAGAUCCGCGAGCAGAUCCUCUACGUCCUCAACCGGUACCGCCACGUGCUCGAUGCCGAGCUGCAACAGCGUGCGUGCGAGUACGUCGCGCUCGCCGAGCGACCCGAUGACGAGCUGCUGCAGAGCGUGUGUGACGAGAUGCCUCCCUUCGCGGAGCGCUCUUCGUUGCUGCUGAGCCGACUGCACAAGAAGCACACGGAUACGGAGGAUAAGAGGACGUGGAUCAUUGGCGGGAAGGACACCAACCGGGGUCGCGAGCAGGCGCGGCUGGAGAGUCUCAAGAAGGGCAAGGCGAACGGGGGGGCGAUGCCGACGGGCACUUUGGGCGGUGUGAUCCCGGCUGGACAACGGAGCGAGGGUGUGACGGCGGAUAGCAUGCGCGAAGACGACGUUCUUGCGGGUCUCGAAGGGCUGGAUAUGUCCGCGCCCACGCCUUCGGUCAUGGAAGAUGCCGGGUUGUUAUCGGAACAACCCCUCAUCGGGGGCACGCCCAACGGUUCGACACCAUCGACACCGGCACCGCUCGAACGCAGCAAACCCAUCACCUCGGGCAGCGACAAGUUCUUCCAGCGCCUCUGUUUUUCCUCCGAAGGCAUCCUCUGGGAAGACGCAUCGCUUCAAAUCGGCCUCAAGACCGAAUACCACGGCCACCAGGGGCGAAUCAAGCUCUAUUUCGGUAACAAGAUCGCCGUCGAUUUCACUUCCUUUACACUUACCAUCCGCAACCCUUCGACUUCGCUAUCGGUGACCCUACCCAAGAUCCCCUCGAACACCCUGGGUGGGUUGACGCAGAUGCAGACGCUCGUUCUCGUCGAGUGUCGCGAUCUGUUCAGUGCGCCACCUGUGUUGGAGGUGAGCUACCUAGCGGGGUCGCUGACGGAGUUGAGGCUGCGACUGCCGGUGUUGGUGCACAAGUUCGUCGAACCGGUGCAGUUGGGUGCGACGGACUUCUUCGAGCGAUGGCGUCAGAUCGGUGGCCCGCCAAGGGAGGCGCAGAAGAUCUUUGGGUUCAAGCUGUCCAGUGCGGGCGAGGUGGAUGUGGGUCGGCAGAAGAGGGUGCUCGAAGGCGCACGGUUGGGCGUGUUGGACGGCGUCGAUGCGAAUCCUGCUAACAGCGUCGCUGCGGGAGUGCUGCAUAUGCGGGACGCAGGCAAGGUCGGUUGCCUGUUGAGGUUGGAGCCCAACAAGGAGGCCAAGUUGGCCAGGUUGACGGUGAGGACGACGAACGAUCUGGUCAGUGCCGAGCUGCUCAGGGUGUUGCUGGCCGUGUUGGCGACGGAUCAGGGAAGGUUGUGA